This is a messenger RNA of Spodoptera littoralis (African cotton leafworm), 321 nucleotides long. The record is from the annotation of a GenBank genome assembly. NCBI's taxonomy places the organism in Eukaryota, Metazoa, Arthropoda, Insecta, Lepidoptera, Noctuidae.
AUGUCGGAGGUCCUAUCAGGUCGUGUGUCUAAACAUAGGAGGGACCGUCGCGUUAAGAAUAGUACAGUACUGAGAAUGAUGGCAAUCAUGCAGGAAGGGAAUAGUGAGGUACCGAAGGAAUUUCUGGAGACGGGACGGACGGGGCGAAGGAACGCGAUGCCGGAUAUACUUCACCCACAGAACGCUGAAGCUACAACUGCAGACUUGCCCUCCAGACUGCAGCAGCUUACUGCCGCCGACGCAGAUACCCAAUCAAGUUCAUCAGCUGCGCCGUCUGCGGAUCCAAAAACACCCACUAAAAAGGACGACACGCCCAGUUGA